AUGAAUUCAAAUUCAAGUACUACUUCAAAGCGAACAACGAAUUCAAAAUCAAUUAAUACUUUAACCCGAACAACGGAUUCCACUUCAAAAAACAUAUCAUCAACAUCAUCCAAUAAAAAGAAAACAACACCCGGCAGACAAAAUUCGUUGCGGUGUUCAACUGCCGACGAUGUACUUGCACCUAAUCAGCGAUUAUCAUUAUCACCAUCAUUUUGCAAUGCACCCAAUGUUUCGAAAACUACGUUUCCUAUUCACUCUCUAGUGGAGGGCUCUCUUGAAUAUAGAGAAAUGAAGCGUCUGUAUUUAGGUGAAAAACAACAAACAGAAGAAUGGCGCAAGGACUGCAAUGUUCUGAAGCGACAAGUAGCUUAUCUCAAGUCGAGCACGAUUCUCUAUGUGCGUGGUCUUCAUAGGAAUUUAAAUUUUACAAGAACUGACAUGAGAAAAGCAAUAGGAACUUCAAUUAGAAGCGCAACAUGUGAAUUACGCAAAAUCGAACGUCAUCGACAACAUCAAUUGAAUUCUUCACAAGAUGAUGAGAAUGUAGAUUCUAAUGAAUCUGAUCAAGCACGAAACGCGAGCAACGACAUGGAAAUAUUUUCAGAUGGAGAUGGUGAUAUUGCAGACCCUGAUGAUGAUGUCGAUGACUUUGACAACGAAGACGAUGGUGCUAGUGAGAAAGAAGAUCUUGUGAAUUGUGAUUGA
This is a messenger RNA of Rotaria socialis, 705 nucleotides long. The record is from the annotation of a GenBank genome assembly. NCBI's taxonomy places the organism in Eukaryota, Metazoa, Rotifera, Eurotatoria, Philodinida, Philodinidae.